AUGGGUGACUCUACUGCCCCGGGGGCAACAACUGCGGCAGUUGGUUUGGGAACCGUAGGAGGAGGAGGAGGGGACGGCAGCUCCAGCUGGGGGCACAACGGCAGCGCCCCCUGGGGGGGUGACGGAGACGUUUGGGUGAUGGGCAGCAGCGGGGCGUGGCUCCUGGCCGGCGUGCUCUCCCUCAUCAUCCUGACGACGGCGUGCGGCAACAUCCUGCUGAUCGGCCUGGUGCUCACCCAGCGCUCGCUCCGCUGCACCUCCAACUGCUUCCUGGUGUCGCUGUUCCUGUCCGACCUGAUGGUGGCGCUGGUGGUGAUGCCGCCGGCCAUGCUGAACGCGCUGUGCGGCGCCUGGGUGCUCCGCCCCGGCUUCUGCCCCGUCUGGCUCUGCUUCGACGUCAUGUGCUGCAGCGCCUCCAUCCUCAACCUGUGCGUGAUCAGCCUGGACCGCUACCUGCUCAUCAUCUCGCCGCUGCGCUACAAGCAGCACAUGACCCCGCCGCGCGCCCUCCUCCUGGUGGGCGGGGCCUGGGGGCUGGCCGCCCUCACCUCCUUCCUGCCCAUCGAGAUGGGCUGGCACAGCCUGAGCCGCGGCCGGGGCCACGCCCCCAGGCCGGGCGGGGUCAACGGCAGCGUGGCGGAGCUGGGCGGCGGUGGCGGCGGCGCCCCACGCCCCCCGCCGCUCUACCCGCCGCCCGCGCAGUGCCGCCUGGGCGUGAGCCUGCCCUUCGCCCUGGUGGCGUCCUGCCUCACCUUCUUCCUGCCCUCCACCGCCAUCUGCUUCACCUACUGCCAGAUCCUGAGGGUGGCGCGGAGGCAGGCGCGGCGGGUGGCGGCGCUCGCCCACCCACCGCACCCCUACCACUCGGCCGGGGAGCCCUCCCGCCCCCCCUCGGCCGGGCCGGCCACCGGGCACGCUCACCCCGACAGGGACGGGGACUACUGCAGCCACCAGGAGCCGCCCGCGGCUCAGCACCCACAGUCGUCGGUGAGCAGCGAGCGCAGGUUGGAGCACAGGCAGGGCAGGAGGGCUCUGAAGGCCAGCCUGACCCUGGGCGUUCUGCUGGGGCUCUUCUUCAGCGCCUGGCUGCCCUUCUUCAUCACCAACAUGGCACAGGCAGUGUGCGAGUGCGUGCCCACGGCCCUCUUCGACGCCCUCACCUGGCUGGGGUACUGCAACAGCACCAUGAACCCCAUCAUCUACCCCCUGUUCAUGCGCGACUUCAAGCGAGCCCUGGGGCGCCUCCUGCCCUGCUGCUGCUGCUCCGCCUCCUCCUCCUCCUCUUCCUCGCGCUCCCCGCGGAGGCCCUCGCCUCCCCUCUCCCUCUCCCUGCGAAACUCCGGGGAGCCCCACGUGCCCUCCGACCCGCCCUCCCUGUCCUCCGACCCGCCCCAGCCCCCCGCCACGGCCACGGACGCAGUCAACCUGUUCGACGCCGAGCAUGCUGGGAGCCGGCUGCCGCUGCUUUUGCCCAAUCAGGUCGACACGCUGGACUGAGGGGCGGAGGGACGGAGGGACGGACGGGAGAGGAGGAGGACAGACGGAGAGGAACGAGAAGAAAGAGGAAAGAGGAAAAGAAGAAAUGCGUGUGCAUGCCUGCGGAUGUAUGCGCUGCCAAAAUUCAAAGGGACCCAUAUAUAUAUAAACCUGUGAAAGAGAGAAAAGUAGAAGGAAAGAACAGUGGAAGAUGCAAAAAGGUGUGAAAAGAAAAAAAAAAUGUGAUUCAGUUUUUAAAAGAAAUUUUUUU
This is a messenger RNA of Anguilla rostrata (American eel), 1747 nucleotides long. RefSeq names its product 5-hydroxytryptamine (serotonin) receptor 6 (gene htr6). Gene Ontology annotation, biological process: chemical synaptic transmission; G protein-coupled receptor signaling pathway, coupled to cyclic nucleotide second messenger. Gene Ontology annotation, molecular function: neurotransmitter receptor activity; G protein-coupled serotonin receptor activity. The transcript has 3 exons. Gene Ontology annotation, cellular component: plasma membrane; dendrite. Bases 1 to 1497 code for a protein of 498 amino acids. NCBI's taxonomy places the organism in Eukaryota, Metazoa, Chordata, Actinopteri, Anguilliformes, Anguillidae. The record is from RefSeq and is a predicted model, not a curated record.